AAUAGUACCUACCUCUUAGGAUUGCUGUGACGAGUACCCACGUAAAGCCCUUGAGAGUAAGCGCUACGUAAGUUCUAGCUGCCAUUGCUCUUUUUAUGCAGAGCCGUGGGGGAAACCGCAUGAACCUGGUUUACUGGCUGCAUUUUCCCAAGACCACGCAGCGAAUCUAGCCCAGGCGAGCGGGACUCCGCGCCCAGCCCCCUCUGAGCUGAGACUUGGCAGCAGAUCUCCAAGCCACUGAUGGAGAAGAAGCGACGGGCACGCAUCAAUGUGUCCCUGGAGCAGCUGAAGUCGUUGCUGGAAAAACACUACUCACACCAGAUCCGGAAACGCAAGUUGGAGAAGGCAGAUAUACUGGAGCUGAGCGUCAAGUACAUGAAAAGCCUUCAGAACUCGGUGCAAGGGCUCUGGUCGGUCCCCAGCGGAGCUGAGUUCCCGUCGGGCUUCCGCAGCUGUCUGCCCGGCGUUAGCCAGCUUCUGCGGCGCCGAGAGGAGGGAGGCGGUGGCCUGCGCUGCCCCCUGGCGCACGAGCGCGCAGGAGGCAGCACCAUGGACAGCGCCGGCCCGAGCCCGAAGGCACCCGCCCCGCUCGGCGCCUGCGCCCCUGCCAUUUGGGCCCCUGCUCCGGCCACCGGCGGCUCGCCCUCCCCGCCACCCCUGCUCCUCUUCCCUGGAGGUCUCCCCGGCCCGUCCUCCAGCGUCCCGGGGCCGCAGCCGGCGCCUCGCCGCUGCACCGAGAGCCCGGGGCCGGGUCUGGGCGUUUGGCGGCCCUGGUGAGUCCCGGCGCGGCCUCGGACUCAAGGGGGCCCCCGCCUGGCAUGGGGACGCAGAGACUGUUUAGAGCGCGCCUGCGGUGACGGCCGGGACCCCCAGUCGUCCGUCCCGGUCCCGUGGCAGGGGUGGCCGGGAGGGUGCCGCGCGCCCGCGAACGCGAGGAAAUACACGGAACCACAGGGGGGACCGGGGUCCGCCCCCCACCCGAGCCCCACCUACUCAAGCCAGACCCACUCUCUCUUCUUCCCACCUUGUCGUGGGGCUGGGAGGGGAUGUCCCAGGCCGCGCCUCUUUCCCAGGGCCCCCGGCGGGCAGCCCGUCCCCACCCCCGCCCAGCAGCCGCGCCGCGGUGGGAAGGUCGCCGUCUGCAGCGGCGCAGAGCGGACCCCUCGCAGCGAGGAGAAUUGCUGCCCCGCCCCGGCCCAUUCAGCCAGCCGAGGACGCCCGGUUCCCACCGGCACAAAGCACGGCGGGUCCCGCCCCGCCGGCGAGGGGCCCCCAGCCCACCCCCACCUGGGAUCCUCUCGGCUUCCACGGAUCCCCACCCCCUCCGUACGCGGCGCAGCCCACCCGGCAGGCGCGCUCUCCGAGGCCCGCCCCUCUCGGAAGACCCGCCCGGAGCUGUCCUGGCUCAGCAGCCCGCCCCGCAAGAUGCUCCGCCCAUCGCUCGGUUCGCCCCACCCCCCGCCGCGCGGCUCCUGAGGGUCCCGGCCUCCGGACCUCUGCGGCCGCCACAGAGCCCGCGACCCUCGACAACCCUCGGAGCGCUCGGCGCCUGUUUAUUCGUCCGAAAACGAGGUCAUUUCUGUGCUCGGACUCUAGCCCGGGGUCCCGGUUCUCGAGGGGCAGCCUGGGGUUGGGGGACGGGAAUCCCGCGCCGAGCCCCGGAAGAGAUCCUGGCACUUCUGGUUUGAAAUUCAGAAUACCCACAGGGCAAACCUGUGAAAUGGGUAUAAAGAGACCACGAAGGUCCAAAUUUCUCCCACGAUGCCUGCUUGGGUGCAUCUUUUGAACGACAAAUACCGACUUUCUAUACAACAUUUCCCGUUUAGGAGUGCCCUGCUUUGCCUGUGUGCUAAACCCGUUCUGGUUAGGCUGCGAGGGGAGAGCGGCCCGGCUCCCCCACUCCACCCAUCAGACUCUGAAGCACAGGCGGGGAGGGGUCCCGGUUGUGGCGGUCCUGGGGCC
Molecule: messenger RNA, 1962 nt
Organism: Mirounga angustirostris (Northern elephant seal)
Lineage: Eukaryota; Metazoa; Chordata; Mammalia; Carnivora; Phocidae
Gene: HES3
Product: hes family bHLH transcription factor 3
Exons: 4
Coding region: 241-777 (178 amino acids)
Biological process (GO): anterior/posterior pattern specification; regulation of neurogenesis; regulation of transcription by RNA polymerase II
Cellular component (GO): nucleus
Molecular function (GO): RNA polymerase II cis-regulatory region sequence-specific DNA binding; DNA-binding transcription factor activity, RNA polymerase II-specific; protein dimerization activity
Source: RefSeq, a predicted model, not a curated record